Molecule: messenger RNA, 3202 nt
Organism: Schistosoma bovis
Lineage: Eukaryota; Metazoa; Platyhelminthes; Trematoda; Strigeidida; Schistosomatidae
Source: the annotation of a GenBank genome assembly
UUCUAUAAUAACAUAGACAAUCUAGCCCCCUGUUCUUUCAAAUCUGAAACUGAUGCAGAAAAUAUUCGUGCAAAAUGACCUUGUUACCAUAGUAACAAAUGGACGAGGAGAUUUAGAUGUUUAGAUUUGUGACGUUCUGAAACUCCUCUUAUCAACCUCUGAUACUGAUUAUCAGAUAUCUCUAAUAUCACAAAUUUUUUGCUUGUCAUCAUUAUCGAUAAUGUUCAUUUCUUAGUAUUGAUAGGUUGGUUGAAUUGAUUGGUUCUUUCAGAUAUACAAAAACCAUUUUUCUCCCACUCACACUUGAAGGAUAAUUGCAAACAAAAUAACAAAUCGACGCUAUACGAAAAUGAGUAUCACCUUAUUAGGUUUUAAAACUAUGUUAACGGAGGAGUUAGGUAACAGUUUAGAAGAAGAUUUAAGACAAAUGGUGAUUUCGAUAACUACACAAGAACUUGAAAAAAUAAAACAAGAACUCAUUUGUUCAUUUAAAGACUCAUCAUUCUCUUUGGAUGGGACACAAUGGUCCAAAAUAAUCAAAACUUUUGCGAAGAUUGUAAAAGAACUAUCUUUAGGACCCGGAGCGGAAACAAAUAUGUCGGCAUUUUCAUCCCAACAGGAAAGCAUUCCAAAGGCUUUUAGGGAAAUAGUGUACAUGUACAAUAAAACGGUAUGCCCUGAUAAUCAAGGAUACAGUGAUAUAAACAAUGGACUAUCUUUAGAAGAAAGUCAGAGAAGCCCUUCCCAGUUUGAAACAAACUACCCCACUGAUUUGUCCACAAAUGUUUGCACUGACUCCGAAUGUGAAUAUUCUAAAGUCGGUGUAUUACGUAACCUAUCUGAUGAAAUACUUCUAAAUCAACUACAAGCUAAACCUAUUCUUAGUAUAUCUCAGCAACCAAGUUUCUUAAUGAAGUCAUUUGAAAAUACGGUUAUACUAACACCUGAUGUAAGGCCUACUGACAGACGUUGUGUCUCCGAAAAUUUACUACAAACAAUGGGUCCAUUAUGGAAUGAAUAUGCAAAAGAAGUUGAUGAAGAAACUGACAUUCAGUUGGAUAGAAAUUUGCCUAUUCUUGAUGAAAAUGAUGAAAUCUUUACUAAUCUUAUCAAUACAAUCGCAAAAGAUUUCAAUGAGAUGAAAUUUACCAGUGAUAAUGAAAAUUUUAAAUUCUUUGAAAUACCAGUUCCUGAUGAGAUAGACAUGAAACCAACUUAUGAAACAGCUUGUCAAUUAUUCAAUAAUAAUUCUAAAUCUGUACUUACGAACCUCAGUCAAUCAUUUUUAAUGGAUAAAUCAAAAUGGAUUUUACCAAUUUUGAAGUUGCACACUGAUGAAGAUGAAACUAUGUUUCGAAGAACAAAAACACUGCCAAGUAGUAAACUGGAUGAAUUAUUUAUUCAUGAAGUAAAUAAAUACAAAAAACGAAGUGAAAAAGUUGAAAAUAUAUCAGUUGACAAUUUUAAUGAAAAAUAUGAGAAAACUUUAGCAGAAUUAAAAAAUGAAGAACAAAAAUUCAAUAAAUUAAAACAAAAGUUAAUAAUAUGUCAGUACAAGUCCAAUGAAGUGCCGUUGUGGAAUACAGGCAAUGAUAUGAUAGUUAAUAAUGACAGUAGUGACAAUGAGUUGUUAAACAAUUGUAAAGAAAAAAUCAAUUUACUCAAACUGAAUUUGAUGAAUUUAAUUAAUACUUCACCAGUUUGUAGUAUUUACAAGACUGGCAAAGAAAUGUGUGAUCAUAAGUUAAACAGUAUAAGAAAUACAAUUCAACAAAGAUUUCUUGUUGUAUGGAAUAAAUUAAAACUUACUGAAAAUGAAAAACAAUCUUGUUUAUUGAAAUUUUGUUGGCAACAUAUGAGUGAUACUAUUUAUAUGGCAAAUAUGAAUAAAGCAUUAAACUUAUUGGAAUAUACAGCGAAAUAUAUUGAACGUCGUGAAAUGUUAUUACAUAAAUUAGCAAAAAUUGAAAUUGAACAUUUAAUUCAAUCAAAAAAUUAUAGUGUAAAUAAUAAUCAUUUGGAAUUGAAAUGUUCAGAUGAACGUUAUAAAGUUGAUAAGAAAUUUAACAAGUUGGAGAAACUGAUUGUGUCUACUGCUAAACAACUGGAGAAGAAGUUUAAUUAUACUCUGACAUUCAACGUAUGUUAUUAACUCAUAAGAUAAAUUGUAUUAUUGAAAUUUCUAGAAUUUCAUGUUGGAGUAAAUCAAAGACGUCUAGAUGUGUUUGUUCCACAGAGUCACUAGAUCUAAUAAAAAAUGAUUCUAUAGGAAGCGUCUCACUCUCAUUCACCUUUAAUACUAAUACCUAAAUGAUUUAUAUGUGUUUACAAAUGAUCUUGGUGGCAAUAAUUUACUAUGUUAAGAAACGUUCGCAUGAGCUAAAGAUAAUCCGGACAAAGAACUGAUAAUAAUGCACAACAGUGAAGAAUUUCCGGACAAAAUUCUCGAAGUCCUAGGAAGAAACAUUCGGAUGUGAAAUCAUCUAAAUUAAUAGAGUUUAAAUAUCAGAUGAAGAUUGUCUUAUCACACGUUUUUCAGAGGAAAAAUGUAUAUUGCUGAAUCCGUACUCUGUAGUUUAAGGAAACUGUGUCUCCCACGAGACCCGAAACCGCUGGUUUUGAUUACGUGUAAAUUAUUGACAUACAUAAAAACAGAUCGGUUAGCUAGAAGACAGAAUUUUGCGGGUGAUUUUCGAAGGUCCUGAAGCUUAUAUCAUUUGUGAAGAAAGGUACUCUAGCUUACUAAUUUAGACAAUAGUAAAAUAUGAUGCUACUUCCAUAGAGGUUAUAUCAUUAUCUAUAGAAGAUUCCUAAUGUUACAGCAUUUGAGAUAAAUAUUUUCACUUUGCUUUUCAGGGUCAAAUUUAUCUUAAAAAGAUGGUCCAUGAUCGAAGUGAUCUGAUUUAUUUACUGAGAGAAAAGUACAAAAGUAAACCAGGACAUGAUAGCGCAAUAUAGAAGCUCCAUCCCCAAAAGUACACCUAUAACAUUAUUAACGGUGUUUGUUUUAUUUCCCUCAAUUUAUAUGGAAUUCGGUGAACAGUAUUUAUUAUGUUUUGCAUAUCUCUAUGAAUGUGAAACGGUUCAUAUGAUCCAGUAUAGGUAGCAUAAUGAGGAUAUUGAGUAAUUCCAAACUAAAAGCGAUGCAUUGUUGUUUUAUCAGGUUUUAAUAACAAAUACAUUGCGAUUUCUCAAUACAGGG